UUCCUCCACACACGUGGUGGCGUGCUUUCUAACUCAAUAUUCUGACGGAUUUGUCACUGUGCUGCUCCGGAUUCACAUGGUGGCUUCUGAGAUCACAUUGGCAGGGUUAUAGCUGUAGCUGGUUAGGAAAGAAAGGUCUGUUAAAAUGUAUUAUUUUAGUGUUUUACCCGCGUUUAGAUAUAUCUCAGUGAAGCCACAGCACAUUCUGCGGACCGUCCACUGCAGGAGUUUUCAUCUGCUUAAUCAAACACAGCACAGCACCGGCAGCUUAUCCCCUCUCACGUGUGCUCCACCUCCCAACAGGGCUUAUGUACUUCAUGCUGGUCCACUGACGUGUUUGAAGGUUCAGCCGUAUAUCUAUGAGCGAUGCUUUUCCACCCAGCCCGUCAGCCCUGAGGAUGGAGCUCUGAUCUACACAGGCAGUCUGGGCAAAGCUGUACUUGGAGUGAAGUUUUUCUCCUACUCCACCAGCAUGUUCAGCAUGUGCGUGAUGCCCUACCUCAUGAUGAAGACGGGCAUCGGCGUGGACAGCUUGGCUAUGAAGGUGGCGUUCUGUGGCAUCAUUGGAUUCUUCACCUUUAUGACUCCUGUGCUCCUCCACAUGAUCACCAAGGGCUACGUGGUGCGCCUGUACCACAACAAAGACACGGACAUGUACACGGCCGUCACCUACAGCGUGUUCCUUGUGGAGAAAAAGAGCCGGUUUCACCAAAGCGAAGUUACAGUACCGGAUGUGAGCAAGAUGUUCACUAAUUUUUAUGCCAAUAAGUGCGCAAUGCUGGUGAACCCCGAACUGUUUGAAAUACCGCAGGACUACAACCACCUCAUGGGUUACGACCGGCCGUUUUUUUUCGACUUGGAUGAUCUAAAGAAGCCAGAAAAACGAUAACUUUUUAUCGGUUGUUGAGAUCUCUGUAUUAUUUCAUAUUUACGUAAAAAAGGAGCUGUUAUGAAUGAUCCCGGCUUUCCCAUGUAGACUGAAUGCUGUCCGCCAGUACUGUAGUAAAAGUGUAAAUUUAUUUAAAGCAUUUUGUAAAUAAAUCUAUUACUUGUGUAUAAGUUUCA
Molecule: messenger RNA, 1065 nt
Organism: Astyanax mexicanus (Mexican tetra)
Lineage: Eukaryota; Metazoa; Chordata; Actinopteri; Characiformes; Acestrorhamphidae
Gene: tmem70
Product: transmembrane protein 70
Exons: 3
Coding region: 146-889 (247 amino acids)
Biological process (GO): mitochondrial proton-transporting ATP synthase complex assembly
Cellular component (GO): mitochondrial membrane
Source: RefSeq, a predicted model, not a curated record